This is a messenger RNA of Tupaia belangeri chinensis (Chinese tree shrew), 2374 nucleotides long. RefSeq names its product thioredoxin related transmembrane protein 1 (gene TMX1). The coding region runs from base 105 to 944 and encodes 279 amino acids. The record is from RefSeq and is a predicted model, not a curated record. NCBI's taxonomy places the organism in Eukaryota, Metazoa, Chordata, Mammalia, Scandentia, Tupaiidae. Gene Ontology annotation, molecular function: disulfide oxidoreductase activity. Gene Ontology annotation, cellular component: endomembrane system. The transcript is spliced from 8 exons.
GCGCCGUCGUGCGCAUGAGCAGCGCCGCGCGCAGAGGGCGGAAGUGGUAGCUGCUGCAGGGAGUGGGGCUGCGGUGCUUGCUGUGGGGUGGGCGAGCAGCCGACAUGGCGCCGUCCGGGAGCCUCGUGGUUUCCCCGGCAAUCCUGGUGCUCUUGCUUUUGGGGACCCCCUGGGCCCACGGACGGCGGAGCGAUGUGCGCGUCAUCACGGACGAGAACUGGAGAGAGUUGCUGGAAGGAGAAUGGAUGAUAGAAUUUUAUGCUCCAUGGUGUCCUGCUUGUCAAAAUCUUCAACCAGAAUGGGAAAAUUUCGCUGAAUGGGGAGAAGAUCUUGAGGUUAAUGUUGCAAAAGUUGAUGUCACAGAGCAGCCAGGACUGAGUGGACGGUUUAUCAUAACUGCUCUUCCUACUAUUUAUCAUUGUAAAGAUGGUGAAUUUAGGCGCUAUCAGGGUCCAAGGACCAAGAAGGACUUCAUUAACUUUAUAAGCGAAAAAGAGUGGAAGACCGUUGAACCUGUUUCCUCAUGGUUUGGUCCAGGCUCUGUCCUGAUGAGUAGUAUGUCAGCACUUUUCCAACUAUCUAUGUGGAUCAGGACUUGCCAUAACUAUCUUACUGAAGACCUUGGAUUACCGGUUUGGGGAUCAUAUGCAGUGUUUGCUUUAGCAACUCUGCUUUCAGGGCUGUUGCUGGGACUUUGUAUGAUAUUUGUGGCAGAUUGCCUUUGUCCUUCAAAAAGGCGCCGACCACAGCCAUACCCUUCAAAAAAAUUAUUACCAGAAUCUUAUUCUCAACCUCUGAAAAGAGUGGAAGAGGAACAAGAGGCUGAUGAGGAAGAUGUUUCAGAAGAUGAGGCUGAAAGUAAAAACAAGAUGAAGACAGACUCUUCCCAGAAUGCAAUAAGGCAGCGCUCUGUGGGUCCAUCACUGGCUACAGAUAAAUCCUAGUUCGUUCUGUGGAUAUCUCAAUAUCAUUUUGACAAAAACUGAAACUUGGUCUUUUUUUUUUUUAAUUUGAAGUGAACUGUGACUUGCUUGUUAAUUGUAGGGUUCAGUCUAGAUUGUCACUAGAUUGAACAAUCUGUGUUAAGAAAUUAAAAACAUUAGGUAUAACAGUUUGAAAUAUGAUUUGAGAACAGUACGAUGGUUUAAACAGUUCUUUCAUUUUUGAAAAAUCUGGUGCCAAGCAAUAAGAUUUGUGUGUGUGCUUGAUAAUAAUCUGUUUCAAGUUUGAGCUGAGAAAUUAAUUUCCCAAGUAUUGCAUUAUUGGGGUAUUUAAGAUUAGAGAAAAAUUUUAUUUAAUACAAUUUUUCUAGGUUUCACUAUGUGAAAAAAAGAUCAUAUUUCCCAUAAAUGGGAACUUUGCCCAUUAUCUCAAGAAAUGUGUCUAUGUUCUUUCUAGCAAUAUAGUCUAAAAUUUCUUCAUAUUUUUAGAUUAUGCAACUAAUAAAAACUACCUUUAAUUACAAUUUUCUACACAUGAUAUGAUAAUACAGGACAUUACUAUUUAUCCACUAGGAUGGGAUGUUUUUAUAAGUCCAUGGUACAUUCUUGAUUAAAGGUGAUUGCCUUUUUGUUCCCUCUGUUCAGUGUGUGGUUUAUAUUUUUAUUUGCCUUGGGUUAUGUUCAUUUUUCAAAUUCAGUGAUAAUUUCUUGGAAUAUUUUUUGUGUUUUGCUGAAUCGUACUUUUUUCAUUGUUUGAAACUAAAGUUUACUGAGAGAUCCAGCAGACUGUGCUGUCUAUUGAUAAUUCCAACUUUUGGCCACUUAUUUUGGAUUUCAUAUUCUUACUGAAUCUCUACUUGAAUUUUUUUUUUAUGUGAAGCUGAACAUUCCUUAUUUUUAUUUGAUAUGGAAAGGAGCCUCAGUGCUUGACAAUUUUGAAUAGUCAGAAAAGUUUAAUUUGUGUAAAGUUUGCAUUCUACUCAGGAAAACAUCUAGUGCAUGUUUUAAAUCAGUCCUAAUACACAGAAAGUUCUUAAUGAGUUUUAUGGUCUGUAAGCGUGAUGUUUUAAAAUUGUAACAUUUUUAUGUUCUUAAAAAAGAUGAACUUCACAUUCUGUUUUUUUGUGUUGUAUGACUGCUAAUACCGAUUUCAUGGUAGUAAUCAGCAGGAUGGGAUAUUUAAUGUAAUUUUACUUAUUAAAUUGUUAGAACACAAGAUUUUCACCUUAUAGCCAGGGUAGGGGUAUAAUGGAGAACUAUAAGCCACAGGAAGGAGAAAACCUGUAAUACUCAGAAUGAAUCACCUCAUUAGAUAGUUUCUUUAAUGUUCACCCUUUUCAGGUUUUGUUGCUGUGUGACUAUUAGAUUUACAGUAUCAUAAUGUACAUUGUUAAAGUCCUCUCCAUUAGAAUAUUAAAUAUUCUACUAUUGAA